CGUUUAGCGAGCGCUCGCCGGGGUGGGCGCCUGGCGGCUCCGGCCACCGCCCGUCUCAACACAUAUGGGCCUCUUCGCCACCGCGGCCGGCGGCAAGAUCGCAAUCUCCACGGCCGGCGAGGCGCGUGCCCAGGAGUGGCUGAAGAGCGUCGACGGCCCGUCGGGCAGCUGCUUCGAGCCCGCCGCCGCCGCCGCCGCCGCCAGCGACGGCUUUGCGACGGCGGCGGCGGCCGUGGCGGCCACGCCGGUCGCCUGCGGCGCGAUCGGCGCGGCUCCGCCCCCGGUUUACGCCAUGCAUCGGCCGUCGGGCCCGGGCGCCUUCAAGCGGCCUCGGCGGAGUGUGGGCGCGCCGUCGGCCGCACAGGCAGGCGCUGCGGCUGCCGCAGCCGCACCGAGCGCAGCCUCGUCGACGGUGCCGAUGGCGCCCGCACAGGCCGGCGGUGGGGAGCUCGGCGCGGCUCAGUCCCACCGGCGGCCUCUCGCGCCGACUGACGCCUCCCUCCGGGCCGCGAGGCCUGGGCACCGCCCGCCAACGACAGCGAACAGCGCACCGCGCGCCGGCGGCUUCCGCGCCCCUCGCCAGCUGCCAAAGCCUGCGGCUGGAAGGACUGCGGCGGGCGCCGAGCUUACGAGCGGCCACCAGCUGACGAGCGGCAACCACGCCGAGCCCCACCACGCCAAGCCGCGGGUCGAGUCUGCGCCGGCAGGUGCGGCGGGCAGCUGGACGACCCGAGCGAGGCGCAGGUGCUGCACGCGCCGGGCUGCAGGCACUCCAGCGGCGGCUACCUGCGAGGUCCGCGGCCGGCAGUCUCGCAGAGCGGGAGCGGCAGAGGCGUGCGGUAAGACUCUGAGUCCAAGAGAGGAAAAAGUGAGAGAGAGGAGAGACGUCUGAGAGAGCGCAGCGGGCAGGCCCACGCUCCGCGCCUUGUGGCAGGGCUCUUCGCUGUAAAAAGAACGAACGAGACCCCCCGUACGAA
Emiliania huxleyi CCMP1516 is the source of this 977-nucleotide messenger RNA. RefSeq lists its product as hypothetical. The coding region runs from base 65 to 892 and encodes 275 amino acids. NCBI's taxonomy places the organism in Eukaryota, Haptophyta, Isochrysidales, Noelaerhabdaceae. The record is from RefSeq and is a predicted model, not a curated record. The transcript is spliced from 3 exons.